Messenger RNA from Nakaseomyces glabratus, 1776 nucleotides. It is a transcript of the gene KRS1, whose product is annotated as lysine--tRNA ligase KRS1. The record is from RefSeq and is a predicted model, not a curated record. Gene Ontology annotation, biological process: lysyl-tRNA aminoacylation. Gene Ontology annotation, cellular component: cytoplasm; cytosol. Gene Ontology annotation, molecular function: tRNA binding; lysine-tRNA ligase activity; ATP binding. NCBI's taxonomy places the organism in Eukaryota, Fungi, Ascomycota, Saccharomycetes, Saccharomycetales, Saccharomycetaceae.
AUGUCUCAGGAAGAAGCCACCAAAGCUGCCACUGAAGGUGUUGCCAACCUUCACUUGGAUGAAGUCACCGGUGAAAUGGUGUCCAAGUCCGAGUUGAAGAAGCGUAUGAAGGCCAGACAGGUCGAGGCCAAGAAGGCCGCCAAGAAAGCCUCUGCUCAGCCAAAGCCGGAGCCAAAGAAGAAGAAGAACGACCUUUUGGCUGACCUGGACCCAUCCCAGUACUUCGAGGCUAGAUCACGUCAAAUUCUGGAAUUGAGAAAGACCCACAGCCCAAACCCAUACCCACACAAGUUCCAAGUCUCUAUCAGCAACCCUGAAUUCUUGGCCAAGUAUGCGCACUUGAAGAGAGGUGAGACUUUGCCAAACGAAAUCGUCAGCAUCGCCGGUAGAAUCCACGCCAAGAGAGAAUCCGGUUCCAAGUUGAAGUUCUACGUUCUCCACGGUGACGGUGUCGAAGUCCAAGUCAUGUCUCAAUUGCAAGACUACGCCGAUGCCGAGGCUUACGAGAACGACCACGACUUGAUCAAGAGAGGUGACAUUGUCGGUGUUGAAGGUUACGUCGGUAGAACCCAACCAAAGAAAGGUGGUGAAGGUGAAAUCUCUGUCUUUGUUAAGCGUAUUGAAUUGUUGACCCCAUGUCUGCACAUGUUGCCAGCUGACCACUUCGGUUUCAAGGACCAAGAGACCAGAUACAGAAAGCGUUACCUUGACUUGAUCAUGAACAAGGACUCCAGAAAGAGAUUCAUCACAAGAUCCAAGAUUAUCAAGUACAUCAGAAAGUUUUUGGACAACAGAGACUUUAUCGAAGUUGAAACCCCUAUGAUGAAUGUUAUUGCCGGUGGUGCCACCGCCAAGCCUUUCGUUACACACCACAACGACUUGGACAUGGACAUGUUUAUGAGAAUUGCCCCAGAAUUGUUCUUGAAGGAAUUGGUUGUCGGUGGUAUGGACCGUGUCUACGAAAUUGGUAGACAAUUCAGAAAUGAAGGUAUCGAUAUGACUCACAACCCUGAAUUCACCACUUGUGAAUUUUACCAAGCUUAUGCCGAUGUUUAUGACCUAAUGGAUAUGACUGAAUUGCUAUUUUCCGAAAUGGUCAAGGAAAUCAACGGCUCUUACGUUAUCAAGUACCACCCAGAUCCAAACAACCCAGAAAAGGAAAUGGAAUUGAACUUCGCUAGACCAUGGAAGAGAAUCAACAUGAUUGAAGAAUUGGAGAAGAGAUUCAAUGUUACAUUCCCAGCUGGUGACCAACUACAUACUAAAGAAACUGGUGAGUUCUUGCAAAAGGUCUUGAAGGACAACAACUUGGAAUGUCCACCACCAAUCACUAACGCCCGUAUGCUAGAUAAGCUUGUCGGUGAAUUAGAAGACACAUGUAUCAACCCAACUUUCAUCUUUGGUCACCCACAAAUGAUGUCUCCAUUAGCUAAAUACUCUAGAGAUCAACCAGGUUUGUGUGAACGUUUCGAAGUCUUCGUUGCUACCAAGGAAAUCUGUAACGCUUACACUGAAUUGAAUGAUCCAUUUGACCAAAGAGCUCGUUUCGAAGAACAAGCCAGACAAAAGGACCAAGGUGAUGACGAAGCUCAAUUAAUCGAUGAGACCUUCUGUAACGCUUUGGAAUACGGUCUACCACCUACUGGUGGUUGGGGUUGUGGUAUUGAUAGAUUGGCCAUGUUCUUGACUGACUCUAACACAAUCAGAGAAGUCCUAUUGUUCCCAACUUUGAAGCCAGAUGUUCUAAGAGAUGAGGUUAAGAAGGAAGAGAACUAA